Callorhinus ursinus (northern fur seal) is the source of this 1215-nucleotide messenger RNA. It is a transcript of the gene OGFOD3, whose product is annotated as 2-oxoglutarate and iron dependent oxygenase domain containing 3. Gene Ontology annotation, cellular component: membrane. The record is from RefSeq and is a predicted model, not a curated record. Lineage: Eukaryota; Metazoa; Chordata; Mammalia; Carnivora; Otariidae. Gene Ontology annotation, molecular function: L-ascorbic acid binding; iron ion binding; oxidoreductase activity, acting on paired donors, with incorporation or reduction of molecular oxygen.
GCGCCGGCCUCGCGCAACCUCUCGCGGCGCUCGUCCCGGGCUCGGGGCGGCUCCCGCGUUCGGCCCGCUUCCGCAGCGGCCUGGCCCGAUGGCGCCUCAGCGGAGGGGCGCGCCCAAGGCGCCCGAGGGCAGCGGGGCGACGGAGCGCCGGCGCCCGAGCAGCACGAAGAGUGUCCGGGCCCCACGGGAGGUGCCGAGGAAGUGGCUGAGAACCGCCGUCCCAGGGGCCUGUGCCGUGCUUGCCGGGCUGCUGCUCUGGGGCAGUCUGGGGGGUGAUGGUGGCAUCACUGAGGUCCUGGCUCACCGUGGUGAGAUGCUACCAGGCAGGUUCAUCGAGGUGCCCUGCUCAGACGACUAUGACAGUCACCGAAGGUUUGAAGGCUGCUCGCCUAGGAAGUGUGGCCGGGGCAUCACUGACACCGUCAUCACCAGGGACGAAGCCCAGCGGAUUCGCAGCAUAGCCGAGAAGGGGCUGUCCCUGGGAGGAUCUGACGGAGGGGCGUCCAUCUUGGACUUGCACUCAGGAGCCCUGUCUGUCGGGAAGCACUUUGUGAACCUGUACAGAUACUUUGGAGACAAAAUACAAACCGUCUUCUCAGAAGAGGACUUCCAGUUGUACAGGGACGUGCGGCAGAAGGUCCAGCUCACGAUCGCCCAGGCUUUUGGCAUCAGUGCAUCUUCGCUGUACCUGACAAAGCCCACAUUCUUCUCCCGCAUCAACAGCACCCAAGCCCGGACGGCUCACGACGAGUAUUGGCACGCACACGUGGACAAGGUGACCUACGGCUCCUUCGAUUACACCUCACUGCUCUACCUCUCCGACUACCUGGACGACUUCGGCGGGGGCCGGUUUGUGUUCAUGGAGGAGGGGGCCAACAAGACGGUGGAGCCGAGAGCAGGUCGGGUGUCCUUCUUCACCUCGGGGUCCGAGAACCUGCACCGUGUGGAGAAGGUCCACUGGGGCACCCGUUACGCCGUCACCAUCGCCUUCACCUGCAACCCAGACCACGGCAUUGCAGACCCCGUGCUCACGUAGCCCCGGCCACGGCGCCCUCCCUGGGAGCAGCCACGCCGGACAGAUGCCCCUGCCGCCGGUUCGGCCCAUUUCCACUGAACAAGGUGCCUUAUGAAUCACCCGGAUGUUGAUUUGCUGCUGUACUAAUCGUUUCUCGUCUGUAAGUAAAUUAGGGGAAGCGGCUCUUCACCUGCCAAGCA